CUACAGUUGCAAACAUGUCUGAAAAUGAAACUGUCUAGAAACUGACAUUUCACACUUUUAGCAUCAUCCACAUAAAAAAUUUCUUAGUAAUUAAACUCACAAAAAUAAUUAUUGUAUCAUAAAUAAAAUUUUGUUUCAAACAUGCUCAUAAAAGUCAAGACUCUCACCGGCAAGGAAAUUGAAAUUGAUAUAGAACCCACAGACAAAGUGGAAAGAAUCAAAGAACGAGUAGAAGAGAAAGAAGGAAUUCCACCACAACAGCAACGAUUAAUUUUUUCGGGAAAACAAAUGAACGAUGAUAAAACAGCACAAGAUUAUAAAGUCCAAGGGGGAUCUGUUUUGCAUUUAGUACUUGCACUUCGAGGAGGUCAAAAUUAAUAGAAGUGACAUUUUACAUAUUAUUUCAAUAUUUUUUAAAUUAUAUGGA
Messenger RNA from Ctenocephalides felis (cat flea), 427 nucleotides. RefSeq names its product NEDD8 (gene Nedd8). The coding region runs from base 142 to 378 and encodes 78 amino acids. The record is from RefSeq and is a predicted model, not a curated record. Gene Ontology annotation, molecular function: ubiquitin protein ligase binding; protein tag activity. Gene Ontology annotation, cellular component: cytoplasm; nucleus. Lineage: Eukaryota; Metazoa; Arthropoda; Insecta; Siphonaptera; Pulicidae. The transcript is spliced from 3 exons. Gene Ontology annotation, biological process: regulation of proteolysis; modification-dependent protein catabolic process; protein neddylation.